AGUCAGUCAGUAGUCACUAGUCAGUAGGGACUAGUUAGCGACGGUGCCUGUGAGUGUGCGUGUGUGUGUCAUGUGAGAUGUUCUGCGACAAACAUCCUUUCCGAAGCCUCAAAAUACACGGAGGGGAUGCUGAGCCCGUGGUCUGUCCUCGCGCUGACGCUGCUGUGGCUCUUGUCGCUGACACUAUCACAAGCUGACGCCCAGAUCCGUGUUGGAGGCGCUAUCAACCUGUUUGGCCGCUACGGCUACCUCAGCAUCAGCAUGAAGGUUGUACCUCGCAACGACACCGACCAGACGUGGCUUUUCCGAGAACCCAUCGUCGAUGUCUUCAAAAAUGUUCCUGUUAGAAAUAGCUUAUCGCAGAAGGUGGCAACCAACCCUAUCUUCCAGGGUGACUUCCACAUGGAGUUCUGCGACAACGUGCGCCAGCUGCUGCAAGCCUACUUCCGCGACUUCGCCGUCGAGCGGCUGGACCGUCCUUGGCAAGCGUUCACGGGCAGCUGGGGACCCGCGGCGGUGGCACGUAACCUGGGGAUCAACUCUACCUACGUGACUGGCAGACACAGCUACGUGCUGGUGCGGCUGGCGAGGCACCGCGACGCCGCCAGAGUGCAGGAGGACGCCGCCGUCACGCCCGACACAUCGCAGAUACACGAGGCGGUGGCGAGACAAGCUGACCAGGUCAAGGUGGGCGACACGGCGAGCGUCGUGGAGUUCAUCAAGAGCUUCGGCAGCCACUACGUGCGCAGCUUCGUCACUGGCAACUCACUGUUCCAGGUGUUUGUGUACAGUCCAGCCAUCUACACUCGCAUCAAGGAGGUGAUGAAGGUGCGAGGGGUAGCUCAACUGUCCUCUGAGGAGAUCAACAGCUACUUCUCCCCGUGGUACGCAGAGCACAUGGGUCGUAUCCUAGCAGCUAGUGGCAACUCCACCCUCGAGUCCUGGGCUACAAACAACCUCCGUACUCAGUUCUACUUCUUCGUCUUCUCCAGCCUUAUCAAACUACACCACCCUGAUAGCUCAGACUUGCUCAAAGACUUGGACAAACUGUUAAGAAACGAAGCUCUACUCCAGAUAGACUUGAGGACGUUAGCGCCUGUUUUUAAGGAUGCCCAGAAAAGACAGUGGUUUGAGGAAGUGAUUGACAACAACCUCAAAUUAUGGGAGGUCAAUAUGAGAUAGCCGGUGAUGAUUUAGCUUUCUACUUAAGGAUGACUGUUUUAGUGUACAUUGAGAGGUUAUUUAUUCCUUUUACUGUAAGAUUUAGUUUAAUAUUUUGACAAUCAUUAUUGUCUAUUUUAAGAGAGUGUACAGAUGUGUAAAUAAAUUAUUGGCUAAUGUUUAGCUGAUUUAAUAAACUAUUUUUUAAUGUCA
Messenger RNA from Macrosteles quadrilineatus (aster leafhopper), 1374 nucleotides. Its product is annotated as torso-like protein. The transcript is spliced from 4 exons. Bases 127 to 1182 code for a protein of 351 amino acids. NCBI's taxonomy places the organism in Eukaryota, Metazoa, Arthropoda, Insecta, Hemiptera, Cicadellidae. The record is from RefSeq and is a predicted model, not a curated record.